Molecule: messenger RNA, 2946 nt
Organism: Cyphellophora attinorum
Lineage: Eukaryota; Fungi; Ascomycota; Eurotiomycetes; Chaetothyriales; Cyphellophoraceae
Product: Sulfite efflux pump SSU1
Exons: 3
Coding region: 1-2946 (981 amino acids)
Biological process (GO): transmembrane transport; sulfite transmembrane transport
Cellular component (GO): plasma membrane
Molecular function (GO): sulfite transmembrane transporter activity
Source: RefSeq, a predicted model, not a curated record
AUGCGUGACCUUGAAGCAGCGGCAGACCUCUCCGACGCCACCGCCCAUCAUGUAGAGCUCGCCCACGUCAAAGACGCUGCCCAACAACACACCCUUAGCAUCCGUCAAUGCCUACGCUACUUCUCACCACAAUGGUUCACCGUCACUAUGGGCAGCGGCAUCACUUCCCUGCUGCUCUACGAGUUCCCCUACCAAGCUCGAUGGCUUUACUGGCUCAGCGUUGCGGUAUUCGCUCUCCACCUCGGCCUCUGCUUGUUGUUCGCUACCCUCACGAUCAUCCGCUUUGUGCUAUGGCCGGACUUGUUUGGAGCUACGCUAAAGCACCCGGUCGAGAGUAAUUUUGCUGGGGCGUUUGUUGUGAGCUUGUUGGGAGCGGCGAAUAUGGUCGCGCUGGUCUGUGCGAGUGCUUGGGGGAGUUGGGCUGCAGAUUUGGGGUGGGCUGUGUGGAUUGUAGCGAGUGUUAUGGCGGGUUUGGUGGCUAUUGGUGUUCCUUGGAUGCAUGUCGAGAGCUGUGUUCGAAGGUACUCUGCAAGCUACUCUGAUGCAGGAGCUUCGAUGGACUCGGUUCGUGAACACCCAAUGAAGGCGAUCGAAGGCAUGACAGCAGUCCAUCUACUGGCCCCAAUCAGCACUAUCGUCGCUGGCGCCACUGCAGCUACGGCAGCCUCAGCGGUAGCCGAGCCAGAGCGGGUCGCGGCUACGAUCACUGUAGGAUACGUUCUCUUGGGUCUUGGGUUGACCAUCGCGCUCAUAAUGAUGAUCGUCCUCCUCUUUCGUACGAUCAUGUACGGCCUGCCGAGCCAUGACUUGAUUAUGACGGGGUUUAUUACGGUCGGCCCACCGAACAUGGGCGCGGCAGCGUUCGUCUUGCUGGGAGAGUCGGCGAGGCAGGUGAAUGUGGGCUGGCUUGGUGAUGGCCAGACAGUGCGCAUGAUCGGUGUUCUGGUUGCUUUGCUGCUCUGGGGAUUCGGAUUGCUGUGCUUAUGGUUCGCUGUUGGUGGAGUGGUUUAUCAUGUUCGAAUCCCGCUCGAGAUGAGGCGCCCUCCCGUCACCAUGUGGAACAGCAGCACGAUCUGUGCAGGAAACAAUAUACCUGCGAUCAAAGUCACUCCAGCGGCACGGAUCCAAUUCAAUCUCUCAUGGUGGUCUCUUGUCUUCCCGCUCGGCACUUUCGCGCUCUCGACCUCUCACCUCGCUGCGGCCCUGCCCAGCGCAUUUUUUCGUGUCUUUGGCGCGUUACUGUCGGCUCUGGUCGCUGUGUUAUUCGUUGUGCUUUUGGCUCUGACGACAUGGGACCUUCUCAUCAAUGACAACCUGGAACUCAGUACUGUGCGGCACAGUCUCACAGAUUGUCCAGAAUACCAUGCCGUAUCCUACGUCUGGGGAACAGCUCGCGCGUCCGUCCACGUGUCAUGCAAUCGCAACCCUCUGUCUAUCACGCCUACAGCUUACGAGAUGCUUCAACACCUCUGCCGGGGUAUGAAUGUUGUACGGCGGCUGCCUUUGUGGAUCGAUGCCAUCUGCAUCAAUCAAGACGAUCCCGAUGAGAAGAAGCUCGCUGUACCGUUGAUGCACCAAGUGUUCUCCCAAGCCCGGGACGUUUUCAUCUGGUUGGGACCUGCAAUACCUCAGACGGAAGCGUUCAUGCACAAGUUUGGGUCGGUAUUCGAGCUGGCGGAGGAGCACGAUUUCGCAAAAGCGGUCGAAGACGAUGAGGGUUGGCCUUCCGACAAUGAUCACUUCUGGGCUGGACUGUUUCACAUACUCAAUCACGACUGGUUCAGACGACUGUGGACAUUUCAAGAAGUCAUUCUUGCGCGCAAGAGCAUCACCGUCUGCGGAACCUCGUGGGUGGAUCUAGAUAACCUGGUGAACGUCAAGGAGGCAGUAGACCGAGUGUGGGCAAUCUCUGGUCUAUUUAAUGAGGAUCUCCAGAAGCAGCUGGCUCCCCUAGUUGACUACAGCGCUUCAGGUCGUAAGGACUACUGGCGGACUCACGUCCGCUUUAUGCAGACCCUUCUCGUGGAGACUCAGUCGCUAGGUAUGUUAUGUAUACCUCCAACGAUCGAAACGAAAGCCCCAGCUAUGCCUUCUUGGUGUCCGAAUCUCUCAGGGAAACCGGCGUGUUAUAUGUACCUCGACGCGCUUUGGGAUCGAGCUGUGAGCCCUCGGCUUGCUGCCAACCUUCCGGGCAUGGACAGCGAUGACGACGCGUGCUCACGAAGGAGACGUGAUAUCAAGUAUCAUCCUCGAAAGCACAUCACGACUGACGACAAAGGUGGCCUGCAUGUGCGCGGUUUCGUUGUGGAAACCAUAUCUGAAGUGGUCGAAGAUGAACGACUGUUCGGUGCUACUAAGUACAUGGACGAUCUGGGUUGGGAGGCAUACAGUCUUGACAAUCCUACACAUAUCGCAGCCCUGGAAUGGUACUCCAGAGGCCUCCGGCUUGCCCGUCGUGUUCUUCAUGGGUCAGACGAGGGAGCAGCUGGGAUUCCCCGAGAGUACCUCAUGGCUUUCUUCGUCAAUCACCGUCUCAGAGACGAGGCAGAGCUUGCGUAUCGCGAUGCACUGACUGUCGUGCAGACCGGAGACUUAGAUCAUAUUCUCAGCCUUAGGGAGACCUCUAGGUAUGAGCUUGCAAGACGAUGUAUGACGCAACGGAAAGCCAUGUGCGGGCACGCCUUCUUCAGCACCAAAGGUGGUCGUUUCGGUAUUGCGCACCCUGGGGUGAAGCCUGGCGAUCAAGUCUGCGUCUUCUAUGGGGCCGAGCCGUUGCACAUUCUGCGCAGGCCUGCACCGCAGCAGACUGACAACGCCAACGCGGCCCAUGACAGUACUGCUGCUGCCGCUCAGUUCAUUGGCAGUGCGUUCAUUCCGCAUCUCAUGGAGCAGCAGCUGUCGGACACCGCUCGUCUAGGACCCGAUGAGAUCUUUCUCAUGAGAUGA